AUGUUAAAAAAGGCUUGCAUGGGCAAGAAUCAAGUCACAGAAGAUCAAGUCGGCGGCAUAGAGAAAGGCAAGUUUAUUGAAGAUAGAAACGUGAUGUGCUACAUAGCUUGCAUCUAUCAGAUGUCACAAGUAGUUAAAAAUAAUAAAUUGAAUUAUGAGGCUUCUAUGAAACAAGUGGAUAUCAUGUAUCCACCCGAGCUUAAGGAUUCUGUAAAGAAGUCUAUACUGAACUGCAAGCAUAUAGAGACGGUAAAAGAAAUUGAGGAAGACAAGGCAUUAAGUAAAGAAGAAUUGCACGAUAUAAGCUCAUCCUUGAUAGCCGAUUUUCAUGAGUGCACAAAAGAGUUUGAAAUAUCAGCAGAUGAUAUUAAGGCAGCCAAAGCGGAGAAAAAUAUCGACAAGUUAGAUCCUUGCUUUAUAGGAUGUGCGUUCAAGAGGUCAGGUGUGGUGAACGAGAAAGGACUAUUUGACAAGGAGAAAGUAUUAUCAUUUGUGAACGAAAAUCUGAAGAAUGAAGAUGAUAAAAAAAUGUUAUCUGAGAUCGUCGAAGAUUGCUCUAAAGUUAACGAUGAGCCUGUAACGGAUGGCGAAAAUGGCUGCGAACGAUCCAAGCUUGUUCUACUAUGUAUGAUGAAGCACAAGGAUGACGCAUCAGCAUCAGAUGAACUUAAAUCUAUAAUCCAAUCGAAGCUCGUAUCUUCAGGCUUGGAGUGCAUCAAAGAUCAUCCCUUAUCUCUUUCUGACAUACGAGCAUUCAAAGAAAAGAGAAUACCUAAUAACGAAGAUGCUAAAUGCUUCACAGCUUGCUUGUUUAAGAAAAUUGGCAUUAUGGAUGAUAUGGGAAAAUUGAAUCCAGCUAAUGCAAGAGAACAUGCAAAACAAGUUUUCAAGGGCAGCGAACAGCAUAUGAAGAAUGCUGAUGAGAUUGUUACUGCUUGCUCUAAGGUUAACGACCAAAUGACAUCCGACGGCAACAAAGGGUGUGAACGGGCCAAAUUAGCUUUCAAUUGUUUAACUAAGAAUGCAGCCAAGUAUGGUUUCGACUUCGACGUGGACGUUUGA
Diatraea saccharalis (sugarcane borer) is the source of this 1062-nucleotide messenger RNA. The record is from the annotation of a GenBank genome assembly. Lineage: Eukaryota; Metazoa; Arthropoda; Insecta; Lepidoptera; Crambidae.